AUGUCCUGGAACGCUUACACAGACAGUCUUAAGUCAACUGGAAAGAUUGAUAAGGCAGCUCUUUACUCGGCUGCCGGAGACUCACUCUGGGCCGAGUCAGGUGGGUUUCAAAUUGCUCCACAAGAGAUCCAAUCAAUUGCUGGUGCUUACGCCGACCCACUGAACUUGCAAGCUCACGGGUUGCACAUCGAGGGUCAGAAGUACUUCUUAUUGAAGGCUGACGAAAGGUCUGUUUACGGCAAACUUGACGAUACUGGAAUCGUUGCUGUCAAGACCAAACAGGCGAUUGUCAUUGCCCACUACCCAUCCGGUGUCCAGCCACAAGAGGCCACUGCUGUAGUGGAAAAGUUGGCUGAUUACUUAAUUGGAGUUGGCUACUAG
This is a messenger RNA of Candidozyma haemuli, 381 nucleotides long. It is a transcript of the gene PFY1, whose product is annotated as profilin. The transcript has a single exon. NCBI's taxonomy places the organism in Eukaryota, Fungi, Ascomycota, Pichiomycetes, Serinales, Metschnikowiaceae. The coding region runs from base 1 to 381 and encodes 126 amino acids. The record is from RefSeq and is a predicted model, not a curated record. Gene Ontology annotation, molecular function: actin monomer binding. Gene Ontology annotation, cellular component: cell cortex.